This is a messenger RNA of Gryllus bimaculatus (two-spotted cricket), 2209 nucleotides long. Lineage: Eukaryota; Metazoa; Arthropoda; Insecta; Orthoptera; Gryllidae. The record is from the annotation of a GenBank genome assembly.
GAGCAUAGACCGCUUAUCUGUGAUCCGCUAGGUGAGAAGAAAGAGGACUGGAGAGGGGGAGAUAAAACAGUGGCGAGGGACUAUAAAAGAUCAAAGAAGCUGCGGGCGCACAAUAGAGUGGUGUGCGACAUGCGCUCAUCUUGUGCCGCGAACGAAAUCACCUCUUCUGCUGGUCGCACUCUGCACGAGAUGGAGCCCUUCGUCAUCAAUAGGGACCUGUACAAUCAAUACAAGUGCGUAUGCUGGUUUCAAUCUGACAUCGGAUUAUCCGCGUGGGCCAUGGGCGUGCGUAAGGCGUUUGCGGCGCUGACGCGGCGCAAGCCGAUGAAGGCGACCGGCGGCGGCGGCAUGGCGCGCGUGCUGAGCACGCUCGACCUGACGGCGCUGGGCGUGGGCAGCACGCUCGGCGUGGGCGUGUACGUGCUGGCGGGCUUCGUGUCGCGGCUGUGCUACGCGGAGUUCGGCGCGCGGGUGCCGAGGGCUGGUUUCGCCUACGUGUACAGCUACGUUCACCGUGGGGGAGUUCCUGGCCUUCUUUAUCGGCUGGAACCUCAUCCUGGAGUACAUAUCGGGGCGGCCAGUGUGGUUCGAGCUUUGAGUGCUUACAUCGAUGCACUUAUUGAUUCAGUCAUCAGCGAUGCUAUAAAGUCGGUGAUGGUCAUAAAUGUGUCGUAUUUGGCAGAAUAUCCUGAUUUCUUUGCAUUCGGUCUCUGUCUGUUAUUUACAUGUGCCCUAGCGUUUGGUGCUAAAGAAUCAUCCACAUUAAACAAUAUAUUUACAGUGCUGAACCUCUCCGUUGUUACUUACGUCAUAAUUACUGGAGCUUUCAAAGCGGACGGUGCCAACUGGCGUGUGGACCCCGACGACCCCAACAUCCCGGAGGGCGCCAACGUGGGGCAGGGUGGCUUCUUCCCGUUCGGCCUCGGCGGCAUGCUGAAGGGCGCGGCCACCUGCUUCUACGCUUUCAUCGGCUUCGACUGCGUCGCCACCACAGUCUUCCUCGCCUACUUCGGCGUCUCGGCUGUGCUCACACUCAUGUGGCCUUACUACUUGCAGCACGACAAGACCCCGCUGCCCCACGUGUACUCUGAGCUGGGCUGGCCCGUUGCCAAGUGGAUCGUCUCUGUAGGGGCGGUUUUCGGCCUCUUCUCAAGCCUGAUGGGGGCGCUGUACCCGCUGCCGCGCAUCAUCUACGCCAUGUCGUCGGACGGGCUGAUGUUUGCGUUUCUGGGCCGCAUCCACGCGCGCUUCCAGACACCCAAUGAUGGCAAUGCUGUUCGACCUGGACCAGCUGGCGAACAUGAUGGCCAUUGGCACGCUGCUCGCUUACAGCAUUGUCGCGGCCUGCGUCAUGCUGCUCAGAGUUUGGUGAUAGAUUGUGAGUACUUGCAGCAUUCCGAAAACUCCGAUGUACUCUUUAUUUCAUUACGCUUAUGCUGCUUCGGCGCGGCAGCUUGCGUGGUGCACGCGCUGGACGGCAUCAAGGCGGCCGAGGCGCCCCUGGCGGUGUUGGUGGUGUUCGGCUGCGCCAUGCUGCUCUUCGUGCUCAUCAUCUGCCUGCAGCCCACCAACUCCCAGCGCCUCACGUUCAAGGUGCCUCUAGUACCAGUUCUCCCAGCUGUUAGUAUUGCCAUUAAUAUAUUUCUCAUGAUGAUGCUGGAUAAGGCAACAUGGAUUCGAUUUGCAGUGUGGAUAGUUAUAGGAUUUGCCAUUUACUUUGGAUACAGCAUUUGGAAUAGUCACGAAAGACCAUCAAGAAAACCAUCGAAAGCUUCAGUUUAUGGGGGAACAGAUGCCCGCCCACCAUCUGCAGAGUUGGUCGCUAAAGUUGCAAAUACCUGAAAAGCUCAAUCUUACUUGUAAAACUUCCAAUUCACAAUUUUACAAGAACAAUGAGAAGUCAAAAUUCAUGCUUUCUGUGAAUGCAUUAUUAUCGGAUAUUAUUAUUAUAUAUUUGUAAUGAUAUUUAUUAUUCCUUGAAACAAGGAAACUUGUUGAAUUGAUAGAGGAAAAAUUCUAUCAAAUUAUAAAUUGUUCUUUUUAAUUAAUUAAUGUAACAUUUAAAUUUUUUGCCUCAAAUAAUAGGACAUUUUAAUGAUGUUCAUUUAUAUUAAUAACCAAAGAUUGUAUAAAAUUAAUAUUUUAAAUGUUAAAAUUUCUUAAAAUGCUGGAAACCAAUAUUUUUUACCAAUUGUGAAGCAAAAACAAA